This is a messenger RNA of Nicotiana attenuata, 936 nucleotides long. RefSeq names its product non-symbiotic hemoglobin 2. The record is from RefSeq and is a predicted model, not a curated record. Gene Ontology annotation, molecular function: heme binding; oxygen binding. Bases 224 to 697 code for a protein of 157 amino acids. NCBI's taxonomy places the organism in Eukaryota, Viridiplantae, Streptophyta, Magnoliopsida, Solanales, Solanaceae. The transcript is spliced from 4 exons.
GUUUUUUUAUUCAUUAAAUUAUACAUUUAUCUAUCUUAAACAGAUGUUCAGAGAAUAGAUCUAACAAUUAAAAGUGUGACGUAGUGGUUCUCUUUUUCUUUUUGUUUUUUCCUUCUUUAAGAUGGGUGGUACCUUCCUCCUUAUCACUCAAAAAGGCUCAAACAGUCCUCUAUACAACACAAAUUCAGCAAAAAAAUAAGUGAGAUAGAGAGAGAAAGGGGAGAUGGGGUUCACAGAGAAACAAGAAGCUAUGGUGAAGGAUUCUUGGGAAAACAUGAAGCAAAAUAUUCCUCAACUCAGUCUUCGUUUCUUCUCCUUGAUCUUGGAGAUAGCACCAGCAGCAAAGAACAUGUUCUCAUUCUUGAAGGAUUCGGACGAAAUUCCUCAGAACAAUCCUAAACUUAAAGCCCAUGCUGUUAAAGUUUUCAAGAUGACAUGUGAAUCGGCCGUUCAACUGCGGGAGAAGGGUGAAGUGGUGGUUGGUGAGACUACGCUCAAGUACUUGGGAUCCGUCCAUCUCCAAAAGGGAGUUAUUGACCCCCACUUUGAGGUAGUAAAAGAAGCAUUAUUGAGAACAGUGAAAGAAGCAAUGGGAGAGAAAUGGAGCGAAGAGAUGAAAGAAGCAUGGGGAGAAGCCUACGACCAGUUGGCUGCUGCCAUUAAAGCUGAGAUGCACGUUGAGGCUGCUGCAGCCUAGGCCUAGCGUUCAUGUUCUUUGUUUCUUAUGUAUGUGUGGAUUAUAUUUUGUCCUUUAUCCGUUCACUUUUACUUGGCAGAUAUACUAAAAAUAAAUUUUCAAUUUUACUUGUCACUUUACGCAUACAAAGAGAAGAUAACUUUUUUUUCCUGUUGUAUCCACAGUAUUUAUUACUCAUUUCAAAUCAUUUUCUCAAAUCCAAUAAAAUAUGCAUCCAUUAUUAUGGGUAUCAUGAUAAA